Melanotaenia boesemani (Boeseman's rainbowfish) is the source of this 1702-nucleotide messenger RNA. RefSeq names its product glycine receptor subunit alpha-4-like. Bases 58 to 1230 code for a protein of 390 amino acids. Gene Ontology annotation, biological process: signal transduction; chemical synaptic transmission; regulation of membrane potential. The transcript is spliced from 8 exons. Gene Ontology annotation, molecular function: glycine binding; transmembrane signaling receptor activity; chloride channel activity. Lineage: Eukaryota; Metazoa; Chordata; Actinopteri; Atheriniformes; Melanotaeniidae. The record is from RefSeq and is a predicted model, not a curated record. Gene Ontology annotation, cellular component: plasma membrane; neuron projection; synapse.
GUCAAUGUCACCUGCAACAUCUUCAUCAACAGCUUUGGAUCCAUCACUGAAACAACUAUGGAUUAUCGGCUAAAUGUAUUUCUACGGCAGCAAUGGAAUGACCCACGGCUGGCAUAUAAAGAGUAUCCAGACGACUCUUUGGACUUGGACCCCUCCAUGUUGGACUCCAUUUGGAAACCUGACCUGUUCUUUGCAAACGAAAAGGGAGCAAACUUUCACGAGGUUACAACAGACAACAAACUGCUUCGGAUCUUCCAGAAUGGAAACGUCCUCUACAGCAUCAGGCUGACACUUACACUCUCCUGCCCUAUGGAUCUGAAAAACUUUCCCAUGGACAGCCAGACGUGUACGAUGCAGCUUGAAAGCUUUGGCUACACCAUGAAUGACCUUAUUUUUGAGUGGCUGGAUGUUGGAGCAGUGCAGGUGGCUGAUGACCUAAUGCUCCCUCAGUUUGUGCUAAAAGAGGAGAAAGGUCUUGGUUACUGCACAAAACACUACAACACAGGUAAAUUUACUUGCAUUGAGGUCAAAUUCUACCUGGAGCGUCAAAUGGGCUACUACCUGAUCCAGAUGUACAUACCAAGCCUGCUCACUGUUAUCCUGUCCUGGGUGUCAUUCUGGAUCAAUAUGGAUGCAGCGCCGGCCAGAGUGGGGCUGGGAAUCACAACCGUCCUCACCAUGACGACACAGAGCUCAGGCUCCAGGGCCUCCCUACCAAAGGUGUCCUACGUCAAAGCCAUAGACAUCUGGAUGGCGGUGUGUCUUCUUUUCGUGUUUGCCGCACUGCUGGAGUAUGCAGCUGUUAACUUUGUUUCACGCCAGCAUAAGGAGUUCUUCAGGCUGAGGAAGAAGCUCAAAGAGCAACAGCGACCAAGAGCUGGGAGCAGUGAUAGUAAGGUGAAGGGAAACAAUGCUGCUCAUGGGACCGUAACCCAGCGGUGCAGUGCCUGUGCCAGGGAAGAGGAGCUGGCACAGCAGGGUUUUCUCUUCCAGAGUAUUGGACUUGCACUAUCAACUGGAAGUGCACCAGAAAUGGAUGCAACACCCGUCUUUGCUGAUCUGCCUCCAGGUUUAGGUUUCUAUGAAAUCCGUCGGCGCUUUGUGGAACGGGCAAAAAGGAUUGACACCAUUUCCCGAGCUGUUUUCCCCAUGAGCUUCCUCAUGUUUAAUGUACUCUACUGGCUCACCUACAAAGUUCUCAGACAUGAGGAUGUUCAAGCCAUACUGUGAGAACACAGAGACUGAGGACCAUAAACACACCAGAUACUUUCAGUUCUGCUCUCUUCACUGAAACAUUUACAGACUCAGAGUCCUCAGCCAAGCCAUACAAGAUGCUUUAUGACUGCAUGUCCGAUGCCACUGGGAAAUUCCAUGACAAGGAAGAGUCCGUCAGCAUCUUUAAAUUUUUAUUACUUCCAAAGAAAUGCACUUUUUAUUAGCACUGAUGCUCUCCACAUUACACAUCAGUUUUCAGUGUAUGUGUACAGUCGGCAACUAUCAUCUCACUUUUAUUGAAACAUUUCUGUACAUGCAAUGACUGUAGCUUCACCAAAUUUUAGACCUCUGUAGGAAACAAGGUCAGUGCUUUUUACUGUGCACUCGUUCGUACAAUUUUCAUAGCUGACAGUGUCCAGAGGUAAAUAUUCAAGGGGUCCUGCUGAGACAAAACAUAUCAGUAAAACCAGGAUUUCAGCAAAAUUCA